This is a messenger RNA of Pseudoliparis swirei, 635 nucleotides long. It is a transcript of the gene ndufa7, whose product is annotated as NADH:ubiquinone oxidoreductase subunit A7. The record is from RefSeq and is a predicted model, not a curated record. Gene Ontology annotation, cellular component: mitochondrial inner membrane. The transcript has 4 exons. Lineage: Eukaryota; Metazoa; Chordata; Actinopteri; Perciformes; Liparidae. Gene Ontology annotation, biological process: ATP synthesis coupled electron transport; mitochondrial electron transport, NADH to ubiquinone. The coding region runs from base 49 to 393 and encodes 114 amino acids.
UCCCGCCGCAGAAGAAGAAGGAGCGCCGUGUCCUUCACAACAGCCAACAUGGCGACCGCGACCAAAAUCGUCCAGAGAAUCAGAAACUUUCUGGCAGGGCACAACUUGCAAGCCAAACUGCAGCUGAGAUAUGAGGAGAUAGCAAAGAGGACGCAGCCCCCCCCCGUGCUGCCCGUGGGCCCGAGCCACAAGUACGCCAGCAACUACUACUUCGGCCGAGACGGGCGCAGAGAGUCGGUCCCGGCCACGGUCGUCAUGUCUUCUCAGAAAGCUCUGACAGCCGGCAGGUGCUGCAGUCUCAUCUCUUCCAGUGACGCCCGGUCCUGUGUACAAGGAGCUGGAGCUGUCGACAGACCAGCCGUACCUCUGAGGAUCAACCCCAACCACCUCUGAGGAGCAACCCCGACCACCUCUGAGGAUCAACCCCGACCACCUCUGAGGAGCAGAUCAACCCCAACCACCUCUGAGGAUCAACCGCAACCACCUCUGAGGAUGAACCCCGACCACCUCUGAGGAUCAACCCCAACCACCUCUGAGGAUCAACCCCAACCACCUCUGAGGAGCCGAUCCCCCUAACAUCCACCUGCAUUUGUUGGCUGUACUAUAGAAAAUGUGAAUAAAAUGUGUUCUAUUUA